Rhizophagus irregularis DAOM 181602=DAOM 197198 is the source of this 537-nucleotide messenger RNA. RefSeq lists its product as uncharacterized. The record is from RefSeq and is a predicted model, not a curated record. NCBI's taxonomy places the organism in Eukaryota, Fungi, Glomeromycota, Glomeromycetes, Glomerales, Glomeraceae.
UUCCAACAUAAAAGAAUUUUUUUUUCAUUUUUAGAUUCAUCCAAAUUUUCUUUGAAUACCGUAAAAAUGCAUAAUGUGAUUGCUAUACUAAUAUUACUAUCUUUAAAUCUUUUAUAUUUAUUGGAUAUAAUUGGAUGUAUUUUUAUUUUCCUUCGUGUUGGUAAAAUUUAUGGACAUUCAAAUGAAAAACGAAUGUCUCUUAGAAUCAAAUUUCCUUUCUACUUAGCUGUCACUUAUUAUUUGCUUGCAAUUUUGGGCACUUGUUCGAUCAAUAUCAGCGCCUUGUGUACGCAUAAUUCGUGUACUGUCGGAUCAAUUGUAAUAGACAACAUUGCUGAGAUUAUUUUGGCUAUAAAUUUAUUUCUUGGUACAAUACUUACAUUACAAACGUGGAUAAUUUUAAAAAAUAAUUAUAAAUUAACAUAUAGUUGGGGAAAAAAAAAUCAUAUAUUUUGGCUCAUUAUAAUUAUCACUAUAAUCAUUAGUAUUACAUUAUCAAUUAUUGAUUUUUUAAUCAAACGUAUCUUUUUCAUCAGU